Molecule: messenger RNA, 4242 nt
Organism: Juglans regia (Persian walnut)
Lineage: Eukaryota; Viridiplantae; Streptophyta; Magnoliopsida; Fagales; Juglandaceae
Exons: 3
Coding region: 506-3358 (950 amino acids)
Source: RefSeq, a predicted model, not a curated record
UAUGCGCUGAGAUUAAGGAUAAACAAUCAAACAAACCAGCCAACCAACCGACCAACAUCGUGUUAAGUUUGAUUGAAAUCCAAUGGCGACUACGUAGAUAAAAAAAGAAUUGUCUUUUUCAAUCUCUCAUCUUUUCGUGCCGCCCCAUUUUGUCUCUCUGUCAAAAACGAUCAAAGAUCAUGACAUUAGCAUAUGGCUCCCCACACCGAUUCUUCUUCUUCUUCUUCUUCUAAACUAUAAAGGCUUUUCAUAAUCUUAAAUAGAUAAAAGAGAGUAAAGGGUAAAGGAGAAAUAUCAAAAGCAGAGGGAUUCUCGUUGUCUUUAUUUUUCUCUGCUUUCUUUAAUCCGAGCUGUGUUCAGUCUUUCCUCUUUACAACAUUUUCUCUCAUUUUGCCUUGUAUUCGUUUUCUCCAACGGGGAGAUUCUAAGAUUUUAAGUAACUUUCUGGUUAUCAGUUUAUAGAAACGGAUUGGAAUUGGAAAGAUCGUCCGAGAUUCAGAGACAAAUGGGAUCAAAAUUGGAAAUUGCACUUCAAAUGAGGAAAAUCUUGAUCCUACCAAUCAGAACAUGUUAUAGAUCAGUUUGCAGUCAUCCAUUCCUUAUGGGUAUGCUCUGUUUUUUGUUAUUUGUGUAUAGAUCUUUUCCUUUUGUAUUCUCCCUUUUGGUCUCUGCAUCCCCUGUUUUGUUCUGCACUGCUCUACUCCUGGGGACCCUUUUGAGUUUUGGGCAACCCAACCUAAUGCCCGAGAUUGAAAAACGUGAUGAUAAGGUUAGCCAUGCCCAUGAUGUCUCAUCGCUUAAGGCCUGGGUUUUGGGGGAUACCACUGUUGUUGUCGAUGACGAGAGAGAUGAGAACUUUAUUGUAGAAAAAUACACAGGAAAGGGAAGGGAUAUAGUAGAGGAGGCUAUUGAAGGUGCUAGUUCGGAAGACGAGGUCAGGAAGAUUGAGACAGAUGAUGGUCUGGUUGAUUACGUGCCACUGAUUGAUCACAGUUCACGGGAAAUACAGUUACAGGAGUCUAUUGAUGGUUCUAGUUCGGUGGAAGAUAAAGUUGGGAAGAUUGAGAUUGACGAUGGUCUGGUUGAUUACAUGUCCCUGAUUGAUGAUAGCUCCCGGGUAAUUCAGUUGCAGAAGCGAGCAACUGGGGAAGUUGAGGGGUACUUUCACGGUUUGGAGUUGGAAAGAAAGAGGGGAAUUUAUGAGGAGAACUUGGGGAUUGAAGGAGUGGAAGGAGUGGCAAAUGAUGGGGAAGCAAUUGAGAAUCAAUGUUUUGUGGUUCACAAAGAGGGAGAUGAGAUUCUUGAAGUGGAAGGUAAUAGUAUUAAGCACCCGGGAGAGUUAGUUGAUGCUCGAAAGGGAGAUCAAUUGGAUUUAUCUGCUAAUGAUGAUGAGGAUGGUGAUGAUGGGUCUUCGGGUUUGGGAUCUGAUCUGGCGGAGAGUUCCUCGACAGCUGCUUCAAUGGCUGACAUCAUUCCCAUGCUUGAUGAACUCCACCCACUUUUAGAUGUGGAAGCUCCGCAGCCGGCUCAUUUGUCCCAUGACGAGUCAGAUGUUGCUUUGGAGCACUCUCAUGAAAGCAACGAUGUCAGUGUUGAGUCGGAUGAAGAAUCCGAAAUUCAUGGAGAAGUAGAAGAAGAUGGUGUUGAAGAAAACGAAGAUGAUGAGGAGGAAGAAGCACAUGGAGGUAAAGAGGAUGAAAGUAAAUCAGCAAUCAAGUGGACAGAGGAUGACCAAAAGAACCUCAUGGAUCUGGGGACUUCCGAGCUUGAGAGGAAUCAACGCCUGGAGAAUCUCAUUGCAAGGAGGAGAGCACGGAAAAACACAAGAUUGAUGACUGAGAAGAAUUUAAUAGACUUAGACGGCGCUGAUCUUCCCUUUAAUGUACCAUCCAUUUCAACGGCAAUACACAAUCCUUUUGAUCUCCCUUACGAUUCCUAUGAUCCACCUGGUUCGGCACCGUCUAUUUUGUUGCCAAGGCGAAACCCUUUUGAUCUUCCUUACGACCCAAAUGAAGAAAAACCUGAUCUCAAAGGAGACAGUUUUCAGCAAGAGUUCACGACAUUUCAGCAGAAGGAUGCAUUAUUCCGUAGGCAUGAAAGUUUCAGUUCGGGACCAUCCAGCCUUGGGGGUCCCAGGCAAGAGAGGCGUGCUACCAAUCUCAGACCCUUUUUUGUGCCCGAAAGAUUUAGUUCGGAGGGGACAAGCUAUUCCUCGUUCGAGAGACAGUCUAGUGAAGUUAGUGAAUCAAAGUUGAGUUCUGUUCCUGACACUGAAUCUGUGAGUUCUGCUGCUGACCAAGACGACAAGAACGUCAAUGAACAAGAUUUUUCUCGAGAAACAGAACUCAUCUCCAGCAUAGGCCAUGCUUUUGAUCUUGUUGAACGUGGAAGCCAAUUGUAUGAAGAUAUUGAUUCUGUGGAGAUGGAACCAAUUGAGAGGAGGGAUGUUGGCCAUGAUGAGGUUGAGAUAACAUUGGGGCAAGUGGGAAACAAUGCUAAAAUGGAUUCUAGCUUGUCUGAAACCAGAGGGGUGGUUAUUCCUCUGGAACUUAGUAACAACGAAAUUCACUUAACAUCACACCUAGAUGUUGGCCAUGAUGAGGUCAAGAUCAUAUUGGGGCUAGCGGGAAAUCAUGCUCAAAUGGAUUCUGGCUUGUCUGAAACAGGUGGGGUAGCUAUUCCUUUGGAACUUAGUACUAGCGAAAUUCAUUCAAGUACAGAAUCAGUUGAAGAGGACUACAACAGUGCUUCAAGUUUUUCAUCGUUGCCGGAAAUAGAUGGGAAUGCUGAAAACGAGGGAUCGACAAGUUUGGAGCCAAGAGGCAAUGAUAUUGAAGAAUCUGGUAGUUCAAUGCUACCUUCCCUCGAGGAGCCAGAUUUCCACGUUCAGUGUGGGGAGGUGGAUGACAACCAACACGAACCUGUUUAUGAUUCAAGUCCCCCAGCAGGUGAAAAGAUCCUCCAUUUUCCUUCUAUUUCUUCUGAAAUGUACAAUUCGCAAGCAGAGAUAUCCAAAAUGAGUUCACCGCCUGUAUCAGUUGAAACAUCUGUUCCUAUUUCCGAUAAGGGAUCUGAGUUGUACAAUGAGAGCAAAGAAUCAAAUAGCGUCCAAACAAAAUUUGCAGAGGUUGUGAGAAUCACCGAAAAUGGAGAUGUGCCAGAAGUCACUGAUCCUGAGUGCAAAAUUCUGCCGAAUUUGUCUUCCUCAGCUUUGGAUUCUACCCAAAUUGAUUUCCCAGCCGAGAGUCCUGAAUACAAAUCACCUUCUGGUGGAGUGAAUUUGAAAGCUGAUAUCCUUGGCCAAAAUGUAAAUGAAGAUCAAGCAAAGGUCUCAAAAGAUUUAAACUAUUCAGCAUAAACUUACGGUUCUCUUGAUGCCCUGCAAACUAUCAAUGAAAAGGCUGAUGAAAUAAAAGAGAUUGAUGAAGAGUUGUUGUUGGAAUUGGAUACAGUUGGGGACUUUCAUGUCAAAGUAGUCGUUGGUGCUCCACAUGACAUUAACCUUGGGGAUACUGACUUUGAGUUGUUUUCCAAAGAUUCAAACCGAUUAAAGACUGAGAUGGACCUCCCGGUUCUUGAAGCAAGAUCACUUGAAGAUAUCGACUUGGCUUUUAAGCAACUUCGUGAAGGCGCAAAUGUUGAGGAAGUCAUCCUCCCUAGUAUGGUUAAUGAUUGGCUAGUUGUGGAAGAAUCCAAGGAUCAUGUAGAAACUAAAUUCAAACUUGAAAGUAGUUGAUGCAAAAUCUCUGGAAGAUAAUCAUAUUGCUCUCAAGCAAGUCUCCGAGGCUAAUCUUCAUGAGCUGCCAGAAGCGUUGGAUUUGAAAGAGAAAUCGGCAUCAGUAAAACCAUAUGAAAUGGGUUCUACCAAGGAGAUUGAAUCAACUGAUGUAGGAUCUGGUGUUCAAGGAACUAGCACAGUCGCUGCUGAUAAACCAGAACAUGGAUCCGAUGACAGUUUGAACAUAUCAGGUACUUUGGAUACAAAAAAUAAGGAGGCAAAAUCUCAUAGUGCAAGAUCCAGUGCCAGCUCUGGCUCAAGCCCAAGUGAUUCUGAUUGAAAAUCAGGACUUAAGAAAGUGAGAAAAAAGUAGAGCGUGUCAUUCAUGGUCUGAUCAAUGCUAGUUGCCUUUCUGUUUUUUAUUUAUAUGUAUUGCUUUCUUCAAGAAUGAGUUUUGGUUUGAAUCAUUGAAGCUUGAGAGUGAAUAACAAUACGAGGCUUAUUGGGAGAAUUUCUUUUAAGCU